AUGGCUCAGCUUUCUCAUUGUAAGCUUCUCCGACGGAGACCCGCUCUCCAUCCCAAUCCUUUCUACACCUUCUCCACCGCCGAAGCUCUCUCUGACCCAGACCCCUCUCAUGGGUCACCCCAACCCGAAUCUCAACCUGAAUCCCAACCCGUUCCCCCUGGCCAGAAUAAUCUGGAACUCGUCAUCUGCCGAAUGAUGGCGAACCGCGCCUGGACCACCCGCUUGCAGAACUCGAUCCGCUCCCUCGUCCCGCGCUUCGAUCCUUCCCUCGUCUACAACGUCCUCCAUGGCGCCGAAUCGCCGGAACACGCGCUCCACUUCUACCGGUGGGUGGAACGCGCCGGCCUCUUCACCCACACCCCCGACACCACUCUCAAGAUCAUCCAAAUCCUCGGCCGCUACUCCAAACUCAACCACGCGCGCUGCAUCGUCCUCGACGACACGCACGGCCGCGCUGCUGCCACUGAAGACGCAUUCGUCUCUCUCAUUGACAGCUACGGCCGCUCCGGGAUCGUGCAGGAAUCAGUGAAGCUCUUCCAGAAGAUGAAGGAGCUCGGCGUGGAACGCACCGUUAAGUCCUACGACGCGCUCUUCAAGGUCAUUCUCCGUCGCGGACGCUACAUGAUGGCCAAGAGGUACUACAACGCGAUGCUGCGGGAGGGCGUGGAGCCCACGCGCCAUACUUUUAAUAUUCUGCUCUGGGGUAUGUUUUUGUCGUUGAGAUUGGACACCGCUGUUAGAUUUUACGAGGAGAUGAAGACUAGGGGUGUUUUGCCUGAUGUUGUGACUUACAACACUUUGAUUAACGGGUAUUUUCGGUUUAAGAAGGUGGAGGAUGCGGAAAAGUUGUUUGUGGAGAUGAAGGGGAGGGACAUUGCCCCCAAUGUGAUAAGUUUUACCACCAUGUUGAAAGGGUAUGUUGCCGCGGGCCGGAUUGAUGAUGCCAUGAAGGUUUUUGAGGAUAUGAAGAGCUGUGGAAUUAAGCCAAAUGCCGUCACGUUCUCCACACUGUUGCCGGGGCUGUGUGAUGCUGAGAAGACGGUGGAGGCCAGGGAUGUUUUGGGGGAGAUGGUGGAGAGGUACAUUGCACCGAAGGAUAAUGCUGUGUUUGUGAAGCUGCUGAGUGUUCAGUGUAAGUCCGGGGAUUUGGAUGCGGCUGCAGAUGUGCUGAAGGCGAUGAUUAGACUGAGCAUUCCCACCGAGGCUGGGCACUAUGGUAUGUUGAUUGAGAGUUUUUGCAAGGCGAAUGUGUAUGACAAGGCGGAGAAGUUGUUGGACAAGUUGAUUGAGAAGGAGAUUGUGCUGCGGCCGCAGAAUGCUUUUGAGAUGGAGGCUAGUGCUUAUAAUUUGAUGAUUGAGUAUUUGUGUGAGCAUGGGCGAACUAGUAAGGCAGAAAUGUUCUUCCGUCAGUUGUUGAAAAAGGGUGUGCAGGAUUCGGUUGCUUUCAAUAGUUUGAUCCAGGGACAUUCGAAGGAAGGCAACCCUGAUUCUGCCUUUGAGAUUAUAAAGAUCAUGGGUAGGAGAGGGGUUCCUAGAGAUGCAGAUUCCUACAGGUUGCUUAUUGAGAGUUACCUGAGAAAGGGAGAGCCGGCUGAUGCUAAAACAGCUUUGGAUAGCAUGCUAGAGAGUGGGCAUAUUCCUGAAUCGUCACUAUACAGGUCGGUUAUGGAGAGUUUGUUUGAUGAUGGCAGGAUUCAAACUGCAAGCAGAGUAAUGAAGAGUAUGGUGGAGAAGGGGGUGAAAGAGAAUAUGAAUUUGGUUUCUAAGGUAUUGGAGGCCCUUCUAAUGAGAGGUCAUGUGGAAGAAGCUUUGGGGAGAAUUGAGUUGCUUAUGCAUAAUGGGUGUGAGCCUGAUUUUGACAACCUUUUAUCUAUUCUUUGUGAGAAAGAAAAGACAAUUGCUGCUCUCAAACUGUUAGAUUUUGUUCUUGAGAGAGACUGUAUCAUAGAUUUUUCAAUCUAUGAUAAGGUUUUGGAUGCUCUCUUAGCAGCAGGGAAGACCCUCAAUGCGUAUUCCAUUCUAUGUAAAAUUCUGGAGAAAAGAGGAUCAACAGAUUGGAGAAGCCGUGAAGAGCUGAUCAAGAGCCUUAAUCAGGAGGGGAACACUAAGCAAGCAGAUGUUUUGUCGAGAAUGUUCAAGGGAACAGAUGGAGGAGGUCCUGUGAAGAGAGAAGGAAAGAGAAAAGCUAGUGUAGCUACGUAA
This is a messenger RNA of Sphenostylis stenocarpa, 2202 nucleotides long. The record is from the annotation of a GenBank genome assembly. NCBI's taxonomy places the organism in Eukaryota, Viridiplantae, Streptophyta, Magnoliopsida, Fabales, Fabaceae.